Molecule: messenger RNA, 1756 nt
Organism: Mycena citricolor
Lineage: Eukaryota; Fungi; Basidiomycota; Agaricomycetes; Agaricales; Mycenaceae
Source: the annotation of a GenBank genome assembly
CGCGAACUGUCAAACUUCGCAAGCGCCCUCGUCACGCUCUGUCACGCGCCGCUCAUGGUCACAGGCCGCUCUUGACGUUACACCUCGUUACACUAAUGGUGGCCGACGCCAUCAUGGGCCGGCAUUACCCGCGAACAACUAUGUAUGUUCGAUCGCGCUGAAGAACAAAAUCCGUCUGCCAGAGACAUAACAGCUGAUAUACGAGGUGUCUCCAUGGGCCACUCGGUGGGACCUGAGUGCCGCUCUACUUGACCAUGCCGGGCUUUCUCUCUGUGCUCGACAAGUGUCAAGACCCGUUCGAAGAAGAUCAAGUGCGCCACCGUCUGAUUCAUUCUGCAUCAAUGAACUCUGGUGUCGUCUGGGAUGAUUUUCCGGAUUCCAGGGACGCUGAUGAAACAAGCAAUCAAGAGUCCGACCACAGCGCUCCAAAGCCGUGCUGAUGGGCUCUCGAAUGUAUCGCUGCUCGCUUGUCUCUCUGUGGUCCGCAAUAACAGCAUCUCUUGUGUGCAUGAUCGAGCCGCCCCUUCUCUCCGACACGGACGGACGAAAUCUCCAUGCUCGCAGCACAUCUGGUCAAAUCUGAGCGAUGGGGGACAUACAUACUUCCUCGAACUUUGUUCUCGUUGGAAUCGAAACGAUCCCCGCGGAGAAUCUGUCCAGAAUCGGGGACGCCCGCGUUUGAGAAUGUCGCCUCAUCUCGUAUCGUCUUCCCGACUACAAUCCAAUCGCCCUCCCGUUUGAUGACCACAUGUCGAGGCCUGUGAUCUGUCAACGCCCAGGGAGAACAUCGAAAGAAGCCCUGCCGUCUGAUCCGUGUCUGACUUUCGACCCCAGUAGGAGCCAGUGGGUGGUGUCCAGCUUCCUACUGGGCACGACCAUCAGAUCUCGAGAUGCAAGGUCGACUUGCACAUUCUUGCGGCUCCCAUACAUCACUUCUUGGGUCCGACGAUCGUGAAAUGACCUCGCUAGAUACUCUGCGGGGAUGUUUUGUCUUGCACUUCCUGAUGGCCUUCCAUUCUUGUCAUGCCUUUGUCUGGAAAAGGGAACACAUCUCGCAGGGCCUCGAGUGCUAUUCUACGGGAUAUUGGAUCUGAGCUCCAUUGUAUGUGCCCCUGGUGAGGACAUCCUUCUUCGAGUGAGCAUGUGUAGAACUGAAUGAAUCCAAUACCGUCCCUUGAUGGUAUCCGGUAUCUGGCGAUUGGCGCAGCUUGCUCGUCUCUUGAGGGAGUGCAUCUCGCCCAAAUUUUACCGACGCGGAGGACAGGCCGCGUCGUGAGAUUGACGCGUGUGCCUUGAGACACAGCCGGAGUGUUGCCGACUAUUCUAAGCAUUGAGCUGAGUGGCUACUGUGCGGAGACUUGCUGGCCGGUCAGUCAUUGAAGCCGCAUGGAUCCAGUGCAGCGACUGGCGGCCGAGAGAAUCUCGGACCCAUGAAUUCCAAGCGACGAUUCGACAUUGAGUUUCACCAGGCAGAUAUGUACGGCUUUAAUUACGCGACCCUCCCGCUCUUCCAGAGCCCAAAUUUUGUAUUCAGCACCCACGGUCGUUCGCUCAAAUAUUUGUAGGGCUGGGUAAAAUUAGGAUUCUGGCUUGUAAUUUACGUCUUUUUUGCAGGGGGUCUGUGGUAAAAUACAGAGGGCCUGUAUUUUAUGUAAUUUACUGGCGCCGCCGGCCCGAAUAUAUACUGUAAUUUACUGUAAUUUAAGCCUGUAAAGUAUGUAAUUUUGGUAUAUUUACCACGCAAGGCCCUUGCGUG